Molecule: messenger RNA, 597 nt
Organism: Capsicum annuum
Lineage: Eukaryota; Viridiplantae; Streptophyta; Magnoliopsida; Solanales; Solanaceae
Exons: 1
Coding region: 1-597 (198 amino acids)
Source: RefSeq, a predicted model, not a curated record
AUGUUUCACUACAAGUUGAAGAUAUUAAAGAAAGCACUAACCCAGUGGAGUAAGAAAAUUUUCGGCAACAUAUUCCAAGAGAUAGCAAAUUUGGAAGAUGUAAUAAAAGUGGUUGAAUCACAUUUUAAAACCGAACCCAAUGUAGCUAAUAGGGAGAAGUUGCAUGAAGCACAGGCAAAGUUGAAAUUAUACUUGCACAGAGAAGAGAAAUUCUUGAAACAGAAGGAAGGUAUGCAGUGGUCCAAGGAUGGAAAAAGUAAUACAAAGUUCUUUCACACUAUAGUUAAUGGGAGAAGAUGGAGAAUUAAAGUGAACAAAACUCAGAAUGAAGAAGAGGAGUGGAUGGAAAACCAAGAGGACAUUGUUGAUGCUACUGGUGAGUUCUAUAGAAAUCAAUUUAAACGACAAGAAGGGGAUUUUGAAUAUGCCAUGAUAGAAGGUUUGCCGAAUGUUUUGAGUGACGAGGAAAGUGAAAACAUGCAUGCAGAGCCUACAAUUAAAAAAGUUUAUCAAGCUGUUAUGGGAUUAAAUAGACAUAGCACACGAGGCCCAGAUAGAAUGAUAGAUGCAUUUUAUCAAGACGCCUGGGAAGCAUAA